This is a messenger RNA of Annulohypoxylon maeteangense, 702 nucleotides long. RefSeq lists its product as uncharacterized. Lineage: Eukaryota; Fungi; Ascomycota; Sordariomycetes; Xylariales; Hypoxylaceae. The transcript has 2 exons. The record is from RefSeq and is a predicted model, not a curated record. The coding region runs from base 1 to 702 and encodes 233 amino acids.
AUGUCGAAUGUACAGGAGUUGGUAAUGGAUUUAAUCAAUGAUGGCAGAUUUGGGGGUGACAUCCCAGACGAAUUCAUUGGUCUUGACGAUGUGUGUUGGUGGCAAACCGCGCCAGGCCCGACCCCGAAGUUGGAGAAACUCUUUGUCAGGAUGCCGACCAGUUGGUUCUCCAACAUUGCUGUCAACUGGACUAGCCUGCUCACCUGCAAGCCCAAGGAACCGAUGUUCUUCAGGGCCAGUCGCCAUGCGAUUUCUUUCGACGAGACAACUGCCUGCAAGUCAAUUCGAUACCUUGCAACUGACUGCGAACCGUUCUGCGAAGACGUUAACAUGCUUGCUUCUCGUAUGCCCCAACUGGAGGGACUGUACAUCAUGAGUAAAAGUUCCAGUCAGGGCCGCAUAGUCUUCUACGAUGAUCUUGGCGGAGACGUUGUAGACAUCCAAAGGGAAAAACAAGAAUGGAAAGAGAUUGCUCGAAGUCUCGCUAAUAUCAUCGGUGGCCUCAAGUAUGUGGGAAUCAACUCGGUUAUCUGGCUAAUCGACCGUACGUCAGGGAUAGCCCUUUAUGAGUUGGAUCGAAUGGAGAACGAUCAUGAGGCCCCCAACUUAUUCAAGAUUGAAAUACCGUAUGAGUUUGAUGUCGCUCAUGCGGCAAAAUUCUGGGUAGCGAAUCGGGUCAGAGAUGAUGAUGAGCUGAUGUAG